AUGAGAAUAUCACUCUCCAUCGCCGCUAGCUUCCUGCUGCACUCGGCAGUCCUUGCAGAGACGUACGAGCCUACCUGGGCGUCGACCGACAAGCACAACGCCUCGCCAGAGUGGUUCCGUGACGCCAAGUUUGGCGUGUACUGGCACUGGGGUGCCUUUACGGUGCCGCAGUUCGGCAGCGAGUGGUACGGCCGCAACGUCUACCGGCCCGACACCAGCGAGCGCAAGCACCACACCUCCACGUACGGCGCGCCCGAGGACUGGGGGUACGAGAACUUCAUCACCGGGAGGAAAGACCUCAAGGGCAACUUUGUUCAGUUCAAGCCCGUGCUCGUCUCCGAUGGCGGUCCCUUCGAUCCAGAGUACUGGAUAUCGGUCGUCAAGGCGUCGGGAGCAAAGUUCGCUGGUCCUGUCGGCGAGCACCACGACGGCUUCUCCAUGUGGAAGAGUGAGGUCAACGAGUGGAACUCGGUCGAUAUGGGCCCAAAGAUUGACCUGCUGAAGCUGUUCGCAGGCCUGGUCAAGGGUAACGGAAUGAAGCUGGUUGUGGCUUUGCACCAGGCCUUCAACCACAACGGAUUCUUCGAAUAUGCCCCGCAGCAGACCAACUCCAGCCUGCAGAAGCUCUUUGGCCAGCUGCCCAAGAACGUAUCCGAUCAGCUCUGGUAUGACAAGGCCCGCGAGGUCAUUGAUCAUGUGCAGCCCGACAUGAUCUGGAACGACUUUGCCCUGGACAGCCCCGGCUACUGCCAAAACCCCAAGUUCCCAUGCAACAUCGAGGAGAGUCAACGACUCAAGUUCCUGUCCUACUACUUCAACGCCGGUGAGCGCUGGGGCAAGGAGGUCGUCACCAGCUACAAGCACUUUGACCUGGGUUUCCGCAACACUUCAGCCGUCGCUGACUUUGAGCGUGGAGGCCCUGCCGACCUCGAACGCCCUUACUGGCUCACCGAUGACGCCAUCAGUGCAACGAGCUGGAGCUACACCGAAGGCAUCAGCUAUUACAACUCGACCCAGAUGAUUCACUCCUUGAUCGACCGCGUCAGCAAGAACGGCAACAUGCUGCUCAACGUCUCGCCCACCGCCAACGGCCUCAUGCCCGCGCAGCAGCAGCAGGUCCUACGCGACAUCGGGACCUACCUGGCCCGAUACGGAGAGUCCAUCUACAGCACCCGUGCUUGGGAUAUUUACGGUGAGGGCCCCACAAAGGCCGGUGGUGGCUCGUUCACUGGCCCGAUGAUGGGCAACUCGAACGACCUGCGCUUCACGCGCAACAAGGAUGGCAACGUGCUCUACGUCAGCGUCCUCGGCUGGCCAAGCAGCGGCCAAGUCCCCAUCAAAGCACUCGGCUCCGACCGCCGCGUAGACAUUUCCACCCUGCAAUCCGUCCAGCUCAUGGGAGACAACGCCGGGAACUUUACCAAUGUAACAAGCUUCAAGCAGACCGCCGACGAGCUUCUCGUCACCCUCCCGAAACAGCCCGCCCAAUCGCCCGCUUAUGUCCUCAAGCUUACCUUCAAAGACAAGAUUCCCGUUGUUCAGCAGGCGAACGGCGCCUCUAUUUUCAGCUCUCCCGAUGUCACGGGUGCCGGUGUGUCGCUCGCAAAGGGCGCCUUCACGCAACUGUGGGUUAUCGAUGCCGGACUUGAUCUGACCGACGUUCGUUUCUUGCGCGUCUCUGAUGGCGCAUCGGUGACCAUCUAUGCCGAGGACAACCUGACUGGCGCAUCGACGAAAUAUGGGGCGGGAGUCCACGAUCUGAAGGCUGGCUCUGUUGGGUCCCUCGUGGUUGGUGAUGCAUAG
Molecule: messenger RNA, 1803 nt
Organism: Pyricularia grisea
Lineage: Eukaryota; Fungi; Ascomycota; Sordariomycetes; Magnaporthales; Pyriculariaceae
Exons: 1
Coding region: 1-1803 (600 amino acids)
Biological process (GO): fucose metabolic process; glycoside catabolic process
Cellular component (GO): lysosome
Molecular function (GO): alpha-L-fucosidase activity
Source: RefSeq, a predicted model, not a curated record